Monopterus albus (swamp eel) is the source of this 3390-nucleotide messenger RNA. RefSeq names its product leucine-rich repeat-containing protein 15-like. The coding region runs from base 59 to 3244 and encodes 1061 amino acids. Gene Ontology annotation, cellular component: plasma membrane. The record is from RefSeq and is a predicted model, not a curated record. The transcript is spliced from 4 exons. Gene Ontology annotation, molecular function: protein binding. Lineage: Eukaryota; Metazoa; Chordata; Actinopteri; Synbranchiformes; Synbranchidae.
UCUCCAGCCCCAAAAGGAGCACAGCGCACAGCAGCAUGAUCAUAGCAUCAAACAGACAAUGAUGGAUUCUUACUUAAAAGGCACCUUGUGGUUGAUACUUGUCCUCUUCACUUUGCCACACCUCACCUGCACCACGGUCUGCCCCAGCAGCUGCCUGUGCAACUCUGAAGGUGCUGUCAGGUGUUCUGGCUCCAGUAUCACAAAAAUACCAAAACAGCUGCCUGUCCACACAUACCUGCUGCAGCUCAAUAACAUAAACAUGAGCGUCUUAAAUAACCAGAGUCUGGCAAACCAGGAUCUCCUGUUGCGUUUCAGUCUGACUAAGAGCCACCUACAUACUAUCCACCCCCUAGCCUUCCACGUCGCUCCACAGCUCAAGUCAGUCAAGCUGUCAUUCAAUGAUCUCUCUACCCUUCCCGCUGGAGUGUUCAGUCCACUGACCACCCUGGAGCAGCUGCAUUUAGAUGGAAACCAGUUGGAAGCCAUUGCUCCAGGUAUGUUUGAUGGGCUUGGUGGUUUGCUGGAGCUGGACCUGAGCCGUAACAACCUGACUAGUCCGGGUCCUGAAGUUUUCAAUCGACUGACCAACCUCACCUUUCUGAACCUUGGCAGGAACUUCAUAAAGAAGCUACCACCUACCAUCUUUCACUCUUUGACCAGUAUUCGCCAGCUCAUGAUCUAUAACAACAAGCUAGAAAUGCUAGAAGCUGGAAUAUUUGAUGCGCUUUUCAACCUUGAAGACCUAAAAAUCCACCAAAACCAGAUUGCUAGUCUUCCACCUCAAGUGUUUUGGUCACUCAGGAACCUGGUAAAUCUCACCUUGUCCUCCAACCGACUUCAGGCUAUCCCAGAAAAGACCUUCUACAACAUGCCCAAGCUGAGCAAGCUUACUAUUUACAACAACCCCCUGUUAUCUCUACCGAACCAGCUGAUGGGUCACAUGCCUGAGAUGAGAGAAUUUUAUCUGUAUGGCACUAAUCUCACUACUGUUCCUGGAAAUUUGUUUGCUAACAUGACUGGGCUCCUGAUGCUUAACUUUCAUUUGAAUGAUAAGCUGAGAGAGUUGCCUUCAGACCUUUUCUGUUGUCUUCAGCUGAGAGAGUUGCCUUCAGACCUUUUUUGUUGUCUUUCGAACCUUCAGAAGCUCUCGCUGAAGUCCAAUGACCUCCAUUAUCUACAUCCUCAGCUGUUCUCCAGACUAAACUCACUGGGCACACUGCUCCUCAAUGACAAUAAACUGAUGAGUCUACCAGAAAACAUCUUUCAGGGCCCAAAAGGGCUUUCGAUCAUUCACUUGAAGAAUAACAGCCUCAAGACUCUUCCAGGAAAUAUUUUCUUGUCAAAUGCAGCUUUACAAGCUCUUACUCUGAGUGGUAACCUUUGGGACUGUACUUGUAGUAUCAGAGGUGUUUCAAGAUGGGACAAUUCAGAGUGUGCUGGAAACUUUCAUCAGCGGAUCUGUGAAGCCGAAGUGGGAGGCAGGACGUACAUAAAAGAUAACACCACCAGCGCGCCGUCUCGGUUCAUUCCAUCGUCAGCCACUGCUGCAGGGGUAAAAAUGGACCUGCCACUGACUCUUCAUGCACUGCUACUUCUCUGUUCCCUCAACGCUGUUGUUUGGGCAUGUCCUGAUGGGUGCACCUGUCAAGGAACCAAAAUCAUCUGCAGUGGCCUCACAGACUUCCCCACAGCUGUGCCCUCAUCUACCACCUCCCUUGCCUUCUCUGAUUGCAGUAUCUAUUCUCUGAAACCAGAGAACUUGGCUGAUUUUGUGAAUUCCCUUAGGAUCUUUUUAAUUAAAGACAGUGGUUUGAGGGAAGUCCAUCCUGGCACAUUUGAUUCCACUCUGAACAUUGGUGCAAUAAUGUUUACUGGCACCGUACUGCAAGAUCUCCCUGAGGAUGUGUUCCAACAUCUCCAGAAGCUUGAGUCUCUGAUUCUGAAGAACAACAAACUAGUGGUGCUCCGUCCUAACUGGUUUUCACCACUGAAAAAUCUGAAAGUCCUUGACCUUGGUAAGAACCUUUUUACUUCCGUACCUGUGGAAACCUUCCACUCCCUUACUGAGCUACAACACCUUUAUCUUUCCGAAAAUAAAAUCAGUCAACUGUCUAAAGACACAUUCAAGGGUCUUUCUAAACUGAAAACCUUACGACUUAACACAAACUUGCUACAGGAACUCCCCAUUGGUAGUCUGGAUGACCUCAAAAACCUGGAGGAAUUAUCCCUACGUGACAAUCUAAUCACUCACCUCCAUCGUGACCUGUUCUCUAAGAAUGUGAAGCUGCAGAAGCUGUUCCUCUCUCACAACAGGCUCACAUCUGUUCCACAAGGGAUCUUCUUAAACUUGCCCUUCCUUUCCCAGAUCUCCCUGUUUAAAAACCAGCUGGAGAGUCUGGGCCCGGGGGUGUUUGGAUCUAUGCCCCUGGAGCAGUUAUGGCUGUAUGACAACAAGCUGAGCCAUGUGGAGGAUGACACAUUCAGAAAUCUGACUAAGUUGCGUUUACUGGUGCUCAGUCGCAACCAAAUCAAAUAUGUUUCCGCUGGGGCCUUUACAGGGUUAGAGCAGCUGGAAGAGGUUUCACUUCACAGCAAUCUGCUCACAACCCUUCCAGCUGAGACUUUCCAGGGUCUGCCCAACCUGGUCAACAUUUCUUUGGAGCACAAUUUCAUCAGAUCUCUUCCUCUGGGUUUCCUCCAGGGUUUGAGCCAUCUGGGACAGAUAGACCUGCAAAACAAUUCCCUUUCCAACUUGCCACAGGAAAAUCUAGAUGCCCUCACUGCAGCAAAUGAAGUGCUCCUGCAGCAGAACCCUUGGAAAUGUGACAAGGAUAUUCUGCCUCUUAGGGACUGGCUGAGGAAGCACCAAACCAAGGCCAACCAAACCCUUGUGGUGUGUGAAACACCUUUCAGUCUGAAUGGUGAUGUGAUUGCUUUGCUGACAAAUGAGAACCUGAUGCCUCUAGGCUCUACUGAGGAGCCUGUUUUGACAACAGAGAAGAGAAGAAAACCCAGUACCCCUGCAACUAAACAAAGCACCUCCUCACCUGAUGUAAAGACCAUACCAACCUCAGAGCACAAGGAGGUUACUAGCACUGGACAAGAGGAUACGGGAUUAGUUUCUGACAGUACUCCAAUCAUUCUCAUUGUCAUUGCAGUGGUAUCCACUGUCAUCAUCAGCACUGUCAUCAUCAGCUUUGUGUGCUGGAGGAAGAACAAGAGAGGCAGGGGAAAUAUACAGUAGGCAGCAGAAAUAAGAAUUUUGCUGUAGACUACAUCAACCAACAUCAGCAACCAGAGAACUUUUAAAGACAAUGGACGACAUUUCACUGAUUAUUGUAGUUUACUUAGAUAAUUUGAUUUGAUUUAUUCUUUGAUUUAUUCUUUCAA